Messenger RNA from Tinamus guttatus (white-throated tinamou), 705 nucleotides. The record is from RefSeq and is a predicted model, not a curated record. Lineage: Eukaryota; Metazoa; Chordata; Aves; Tinamiformes; Tinamidae.
AUGGUGAAGCUGUUCAUCGGGAACCUCCCGCGCGAGGCCACGGAGCAGGAGAUCCGCGCGCUGUUCGAGCAGUACGGCAAGGUGCUGGAGUGCGACAUCAUCAAGAACUACGGCUUCGUGCACAUCGAGGACAAGACGGCGGCCGAGGACGCCAUCCGCAACCUGCACCACCACAAGCUGCACGGCGUCUGCAUCAACGUGGAGGCCUCCAAGAACAAGAGCAAGGCGUCCACCAAGCUGCACGUGGGCAACAUCAGCCCCACGUGCACCAACCUGGAGCUGCGCGCCAAGUUCGAGGAGUACGGCCCGGUCAUCGAGUGCGACAUCGUCAAGGACUACGCGUUCGUGCACAUGGAGCGCGCCGAGGACGCCGUGGAGGCGCUGCGCGGCCUGGACAACACCGAGUUCCAGGGCAAGCGGAUGCGCGUGCAGUUGUCCACGAGUCGGCUCCGGACCGCGCCGGGGAUGGGCGACAAGAGCGGCUGCUACCGCUGCGGGAAGGAAGGGCACUGGUCUAAAGAGUGUCCCGUAGACCGCCCGGGCCAGGCGGCCGACUUUACCGAGGCCUAUAACGAGCAGUACGGCGCGGUGCGCACCCCCUACCCCGCGGGCUACGGGGAGACCGUCUAUUACGAUGACGCCUAUGGCGGGAUGGUCGACUACUACAAGCGCUACCGCGUGCGCUACGACGCCUACGCGAACAGA